UGCCCAGGUCAUGGUUUCUCAGUGUGUCUCUGUCGAAGGAUCGUACCACAGUGUGUUCUGCUGCUCUGACCCAGAGAGACCCCUGGCACUACUUCAUAGAAAGUUGAGGUGAGGAAGAUGAGGAUGAAGGCUGCUCUGGUCCUUCUCUGCAUGAUCUCGACGUGUGGAGGUCAGAAAUGGAAACAGGAAACCCCACGCUGGGAUCCUAAAGCAGAACACACCAACGGCAAAACUUGUUCCAACCUGACUCAGGUACUGGACAAUUGGAAAUUCGCUAUUCUAACCCAAGUGAAAGACCUGCUGAUCAAUGACCAUGCCUCUGUCCUUCCUGAAUACAACAGGAUCCAACCUCUGUCCGAUGCCCUGGGAGACCUCUACAAGCAGUUUAACGCUCUAAAAGACGAGCUGGGGACUCUCACUGCGAAGUUUGACGGAUUGGAGGCUUUUGUGGACGACCUUAAGGACGGCAGAUUUGCUCUGCCUCGGCGACCCUUACAGAGGAUUCCCCCCAGUGUUGGUCUCAGGUCUCCACUGCGAGCACAGAUGAGGGCUCCCGACAGGGGGAUUAUCACAAGGCCAGCGCUGGUCAGAGCGAGGAGGAGAGGGCCACAGAGACCUUAGACCUGCUGUUAUAAAUGCUGAUGUGUUGAACCAGAGUUGAUAUGUUUAUAUAUCUUUCAGAAGAAGAUGAUUAGCUUCUAUUAUUUUAUUGAUGAAUGUGAUGUGAGGGAAAGAUCACAUGAAUAAGAUUGACUUAGUGAUGCAUGGUGUAGAAAUCGCCUUAAAAUGUACUUAUCUUCACCUUUCUGUGUAAAGUCACUUUCAGCCACAAGGUGGCAGCAUUUAUCAAAUGAACUCGACUGUCGUCCUGCUGCUCUAUGUGUAACAGAGUUGUGAUAUAACAGUUGCAAUAUAAUACAGUUUUCUUUUCACAUUAA
Messenger RNA from Seriola aureovittata, 938 nucleotides. RefSeq lists its product as uncharacterized. The transcript is spliced from 4 exons. The coding region runs from base 118 to 621 and encodes 167 amino acids. The record is from RefSeq and is a predicted model, not a curated record. Lineage: Eukaryota; Metazoa; Chordata; Actinopteri; Carangiformes; Carangidae.